Messenger RNA from Dacryopinax primogenitus, 612 nucleotides. Its product is annotated as 60S ribosomal protein L27. The record is from RefSeq and is a predicted model, not a curated record. Gene Ontology annotation, molecular function: structural constituent of ribosome. Gene Ontology annotation, biological process: translation. NCBI's taxonomy places the organism in Eukaryota, Fungi, Basidiomycota, Dacrymycetes, Dacrymycetales, Dacrymycetaceae. Gene Ontology annotation, cellular component: cytosolic large ribosomal subunit; ribosome. The transcript is spliced from 4 exons. Bases 19 to 429 code for a protein of 136 amino acids.
CAGCGCUCUCCACCGACAAUGCCGAAAAUCUACAAGCCCGGAAAAGUCGCCAUCGUCCUCCAAGGACGGCAGGCUGGCAAGAAGGUCGUCGUCAUCAAGCAUCUUGAUGACGGCACCAAGGAGCGCAAGUACCCCCAUGCUAUCGUUGCAGGCAUUGAGCGCUACCCGAAGAAGGUAACCAAGCGGAUGGGUGCCAAGAAGCUUGCCAGGCGCAACAAGGUCAAGCCUUUCAUCAAGGUCGUCAACUACACCCACCUCUUCCCUACCCGUUACCAGUUCGAGCUGGAAGGAUUGAAGGACUCCGUUAAGCCCGAAACCUUCAAGGAGCCAUCAACGAGGGAGGAUACGAAGAAGAACGUGAAGAAGAUGCUGGAGGAGCGUUACACAUCUGGCAAGAACCGCUGGUUCUUCACACCAUUAAGGUUCUAGAUGUUGUGCGAGUGGGUUGUCCUGUCAGCAUGGGCUUGUCUGUAGUACGGUCCAUGAUGCAUCAUCAUGUUAUGAAUCCAUGAUUAUGUGCCGCAUCCUUUUGUGUGCCUCUAUGCGGUUCACACCCGUUGAUUACAUUGAUUGUUGCGCAUUCCCGUAUCUGCGUCCACGUCUGUAUACACC